Messenger RNA from Episyrphus balteatus (marmalade hoverfly), 1570 nucleotides. RefSeq names its product speckle-type POZ protein-like. The record is from RefSeq and is a predicted model, not a curated record. Gene Ontology annotation, molecular function: ubiquitin protein ligase binding. Lineage: Eukaryota; Metazoa; Arthropoda; Insecta; Diptera; Syrphidae. Gene Ontology annotation, biological process: proteasome-mediated ubiquitin-dependent protein catabolic process; regulation of proteolysis. The transcript has 2 exons. The coding region runs from base 437 to 1483 and encodes 348 amino acids. Gene Ontology annotation, cellular component: cytoplasm; nucleus.
CUACGUCUUCGUGUAGAAACAGACUAUGCAAACAAAACCAAACUCUGUAUAAAUGUGUAAUAUACACCUAACUCUUGUAUCCUGUUUACUUCUUAUUCAAGAUCAUGGAUGGAAUAAACAAAAAAGACUUUAAAUUAAAUUAUUCAAACUACCCAUAAACAUUAAAAGUUGCAUAUCCAUUAUAAUAUAAAUCAAUUGUUUAGAUUGUUAUUAUAUAUGAGUCUAGUUGAGUCUUGAGUGGAAACAUUAUUAAUUUCAAGAAAAUUAUUCAAAAAAUACCUAUUAUUCAUUGAAAGUGGUGUAGCCAAACCAAUUCGAAAAACCUAACAAAAAUAUAUACCUAUUUGGUAUUAAUUAGGUUUUUUAUCAAUAAAAACUACUACAAUACCAUAAUAUUACUUUCUAUCCAUUGAAAUAUAAUAAAACUCAAGAAAGAAUGGAAAUGUUAAACUUAUGCCUACCACCGCCAACGCAAGUUUUUGAAUGUUGGAGUAAUUUAAACUAUACAUGGACCAUACAAAAUUUUAGCACCCUCUCUGAAAGUUGUUGGCAAUAUUCAGCCGCAUUUUCUAGGGGUGAUAAAGACAAUUUAAAAUGGAGAUUGGAGCUUUAUCUAAAUGGUUCCAGUGAAAUUUGGAUAGGUUUAAAAUUAACAUCAGAACCUGUUAAUGGGGAUAAAAUUAUGGGCAAAUUCAAAAUAUCCGUUUUGAAUGCUGAAGGAAAAAAAAGUUAUUCGAAGACAAGUUCGGGUGUUAUAGAGCUUAAAGCAAAUGAGGAGUAUGAGCGUCUAAAGAUUGGAAGAAACGAUUUACUAAACAAUCACCUUCCAGAUGAUAUAUUAACAAUUUAUUGCGAAAUCGAGGUGGUAACUAAUACAGUUGAUUUUUCUGGACAAAAAGGUAUUGAAAAGAAUACAAAUCCUGAAAGAACUCUUAUUGCUGAUUUUGCUAAUCUUCUUAAAAAUCAAAUUCUAAGUGAUGUCAAAUUGGUGAUCGAUGAAGUUGAAUUUCCGGCCCAUAAAAAUAUCUUAGCUGCCCGAAGUGAUGUCUUUAAAGCAAUGUUCCAACAUGACAUGAAAGAGACCAAAUCUGGUCGAGUCGUCAUAACCGAUGUCAAACCCGAAGUUGUUCAGGAAAUGCUACAUUUCAUAUACACGGGAAGUUCUCCGAAAAUAAAAGAAAUGGCUGUUGAGCUUUUCAUUGCUGCUGAUAAAUAUGCCUUGGACAAUUUAAAAAAGAUGUGUGAAAUAGCCUUAAAAGAAAAACUGUCCAUUGAUAGAGCAGCUGAUACUUUUAUCUUAGCUGAUUGCUAUAAUAUGGAGCUAUUGAAAAAGGAAACUAUUAAUUAUAUCAUCUUCCAUGGGAAAGAGAUUACAGAAACAAUAGGCUGGGAAGAAAUGAGACUCAAACAUCCGGCCCUAAUAGGUGAAAUAUUGAAGGCGUUAUUUUCAUCAACAAAGAAACAGUUAUCGAUUUCCGAAUAACAUGUAAUAUUUGAAUAAUAUUUACUCUCUAGUUUUCUGUUUUUCUUCAUAUUCAAUUUUGAUAAUAAAAAUUAUUAUAAUUAAUAA